UCCGUGUUGGAAUCGAGGCAGAUGCUGUUGUUCUCUGCGUUCUUUUUAUGCCUGAUCCCUGUAUGUAGUAUAAUUUUUUUGGCCCCUCUAGGUUUGUUGAAUAGUGUGGCGGAGAGUUGGUGACUGACACUGCGGGUAAGGUCAGCGAUGCGGUUAAGUUGUUACGGUACCCGGCUGAGGUGUGGCAAGCGGAGCUCAUGUUUCGAGGAGUCUACUUGUUGGAUUUUAUUUUACUUUAUUUUAUUUUAAAAAAAUUAAUAAUAUAUUUUUAACAUUUUUAUUGUGUUUUAUUUUAUGAUUUUCCCCUUUUCCCUUUCUUCCUGAGGUGGUGAAUGAGUGAUUGUGAGGGUGAUUGAAGCUUUGGAUGGUGAUGUAGGGUUUCUUUUUUCCGGACAGUGGUGUAGGUAACGAAGUAGUUGAGGUGUAAGAGUCGGUUUGGUUUGAUUGCUUGUCAGUGAUUGAAGUGUGAGGCGAUUCGGUUCCGUGACUGAAAUUCGUGUCAUCGAGGGGGCUACUGUUAAGGACUUGGUUGCAUUUCUCGUCUUGUUGGGAUCUGGAAUGCGAGGACGAAGUGUCGUGUUCGGGAGUAAGGGACGGGGCUUGUGUCGGAUCCUGACUUAGUCGAUGCGGUGGGAUGGUUUGAGAGGGUAGAGGCAGGCGAAGAGAGGCAGAGAGGGCUUACCUUGCUUCGGGAGAAAAUCGGUGUGGAGUUACUGGUGAUUCUUGGCAUCGCGGGGCGGGGGGUGCUUCGCGGUUGAAUUUUAGAAGGCGAGUUUGGGAAGUGAAAGGUGUGUGGGGAAGGAUGUCAUGCUAUUAAGCGUGUCGAUUGCCGGGAGUACUGGAGAACGGGAGCCGUACGUGUAUCACUGCUCCUUAACGGUUCCGUGAAGGGCGGUUGUACGUGCUAGUUAGCUCGUAGCAGCCGGUUCAGGUCGUGAGCAUUCCCUGUUAGGGUUCGUAUUCGCCAGCCGUGUGGUCAUUCUUUCCCUCUAUCAUAGCAGGACCCUUGAGGAAAGGGUUCUUAAUGCUAGCGUGAAACUUGCCAGUCAUCUGAAGCUAAACGUUACAUUAGCGUGAGGGUGGACCCAGGUUGUGUUCUCUGUAAUCCCCGAAGUGUGUGAAUCACAUGUUUACGUGGGUGUGAAAAAAAUUCAAGCACAACGAAGGCGACCGUCUUUGCACGACCAAGUGUUUUGCCGAAGUGGAGAAUCCAGGGUUUUGGCAUUGGACCUUUUCUCUCAAGGAUAAACAUGGAGGAACGCUUACAGAAACAGAUCGAAAUUUGGAGAGGUUUUGGUCAAAACAAAUGCGUUUUAUAACUCCACGCCUCUGAAAAUUGGGCACAAGAUAUGCGGGCUGCGGUAGAUUGUUUGUUUUUUAGAUUAGCCGAUUUUCGUCAACCACGAUCAGCAAUGAGUGGAUUUCUUGUUGAACCGUUCACCUGAAUUGGUUGACCUGAAUUACAUUCGACUUGAAGAGUGUAGCACCCGGGGUCUUGAUUCUAGAAAAUACUCUUUUUGUUUGGCACCUCUAGUUUUCCAGAUUGUUUGUUCGUAUCUCUGUGGGUCCUGAACUUUGCUCAUAAUCUUGGGGCAUUUCCGAUCGUGAGCCUUGUGUGGCGGAUACAUUUUUGUGCUCACAAUUUGUGUAUCCGGCUCAUCUCGAAAAUUGGCUCCUUGUCUUCUUAUGCGGUCAAUUAGUCCUUCAAUUUGAUGAAUGGCAGCCCAUGGAUCAUCCGUAGGCCGAUCUUGGGUUUCUGCCCUCUCGAAUGAUAAUGGGGUGAUCGGAGGGGAAGCCGGUGGCGUUGACCGCAGGGAGUUAAGGGUGGGAUUUCCUCCUAUUGAUUUGCAAACCCCGGAUACUGGAAGCAAUGCUUCACACAAUAGCCCUCGAAUUACAGUCGCAUGUUUACCUUGUGAGGAUGAGUUCAUAGACACUGUACAGCUUAGGGUGGAGGAUGAUAAGACACAUAAGCUAACUCUCGAGUCGGCAGAGAUUAGCCGUGUUUGCUUUUCAACGUCGUCACCACCACGCUCUCCAUGCGCUUUGGGUUCGGCAGCGAGUUGCUCUUUGUCUUGUGGAGAAUCGUCAACGAUCAACGAAGUGGAGGGGUGUGAUGGACUACCGUCGGAUUUCGAUCCUCUUGGUGGACCAUUUUCUCUUCAGGGUACGGAAAUGGAGGUGGGAUGCGAAGCUAUAGCGGCUCGUUUGAGCGUUAGCAGGUUGAAGCAGAAGCUGGAUGACGUUGCGGAAACUUUUGCUCUGCAGGGUAGUACGAUUCAAUUUCGGGACUUUUUGCAAGGGGAAUCGAAUAUUGAAGCUCUAUUUGGCUCGGGAUCCCUGUUUCCAUCACCUCCUAGUAGUAUGGAAGGGUUACCUGUUCGAGGUGCAAAUGAAGGUUUAGAUGCGAGUCUUCUGCAUGCAGAGACGCCAGAAAUGUUGCAGGCUAUUCGAGCUGGGAAUAUGAGAAUAGGAGCCGAGUUUGCAGGAGAUCACGGUCCUUUUGGAGAUUCUCAGCAAGGACCAGUCUCUGUGCAUCCUAGAACAGAUUUAUUCCGUCUGCGCUUUCCGGAAAAGACUCCCGACAAGCUGUAUCGCAAGCGUGCCAAAACUUAUCCUCCCAGCUACACCUUACGACAGCAAAGAAAUAUACGAGCUUCAGGACCUUUGGGAGGGAAUUCUGCAAUAAUGUCACUGGGGGCUCCCUUAGAGCUUGAUUCUCAAGGUUUACCACCUUCUUUACCACCAACAGAUGCGCCUUCAGGACAAGGUGAUGAAGACCCUAUGGACUCAGAUCUUGUUGGGGGUGAUGAAGAUGAUGGAGGCCGUCAGCACAACUUAGUGGAUGCAGAGGAUGGUGAGGCUCGCAUGGACCUUACGGAUGAUCUCCUGCACAAAGUCUUUUCAUUUCUGAAAGAUGUUGAUUUAUGCCAAGCCGCAAAAGUAUGUAGACAAUGGCGAGUUGCGAGUGCCCAUGAAGAUUUUUGGAAGUCGUUAAACUUUGAAAGUCGUCAAGUUACUCACCAACAAGUUACGGUGCUGUGUGCUAGAUACCCGAAGGCAACAGAAUUGAAUUUGAAGGGAUGCCCUUGUGUUGAUGAGGUUGUUGUACAACAAGCAAUGCUGUCGCUCCGCAACUUGGAGGUUUUGACGUUGGGGCGAGGAUUUUUUAGUGAUGGAUUUUUCUAUCUACUCUCCGGAUGUGAGUCUUUGCAAAAUUUGAGCAUUACUGAUGCAACUUUGGGAAGUGGUGGUGCUCAAGAGAUUCAACUUAAGCACGAAUCACUGCGCUCCUUACAAAUUUUGAAAUGCCGUGUGCUUCGGAUAGCCAUAAGGUGUCUUUUUUUGGAGACAUUAUCUCUGAAACGGACAGGGAUGGCAUCUGCAAUGCUUUAUUGUCCCCGUCUUCUUAAGCUCGACGUAUCAUCUUGCCAUAAGCUUUCUGAUGCUGGAGUGCGUGCUGCUGCUACGGCUUGUCCGCUUCUUACAUACUUGGAUAUUUCCAACUGCUCGUAUGUCAGUGAUGAGACUUUGAGGGAGAUAUCUCUUGCCUGCACUCACCUUCGUAGCUUGGAUGCCUCCUACUGCCCCAAUAUAUCGCUCGAGGGCGUUCGGAUGCCUGUGCUUACAGAUUUGAAGUUGGUUAAUUGCGAGGGUAUCAACUCGUCAUCCAUGGCUGCGCUUUCUUUUUGUGUGAUGCUGGAGGUACUUGCUAUGGACUAUUGUUGGCUGUUAACUUCAGUCACGUUGGAUUUACCGCGUCUUCGAAGCAUCAGUAUCGGGCACAAUCGCAAAUUUGGGGAGCUUACGUUGCGAAGUCCUGCGCUCACGUUGCUGAAUCUCAGCCAUUGUCCUGCCCUGAGUCGGAUUGAUAUUGCAUCCAGCAGUUUCGAGAAAUUGUGUUUGAAAAAUCAAAUGGGACUCUCCAGUUUGGCUUUACAAUGUCCUUGGCUUCGUGAGGUGGAUCUUACCGAUUGUGAGUCUUUGACCGACUCAGUAUGUGAUGUUUUCGGCGACGGAGGCGGCUGUCCAAAGCUCGAUUUGCUCACUUUGGAUAACUGUGAUGGUCUUGUGAAAGUGAAGCUGAUGGCUUCAUCCCUGCGUGCUCUUUCACUUGUGGGUUGCCGGAAUAUGAUCUCGCUUGAGCUGUCUUGCCCUAUCCUGCAGAGUCUACAGUUGGAUGGCCGCAACCGCCUUGUUGCUGCUUCUUUUUCUCCUGUAGGAUUGGUUUCUUUGAACCUGGGGAUAUGCCCACAUUUGACAACACUUGAGAUAGAAGCAGCUCAAAUGAUUACACUUGAUUUGCGAGGAUGUGGUGGCCUCUCUCAAGCCUCCAUUCGAUGCUCUAACCUGUCAUCGUUGGAUGCUUCUUACUGCAGUCGCCUUGGAGACGACUGCCUGGCCGCAACAACUGCAUCAUGUUCUGCCAUUCAAACUUUGGUCUUGGCUGCGUGCCCAAAAGUUGGGCCGGCUGGGUUAUUGGCUCUUAAAAAGCUCCCUCGCCUCACAAUGCUGGAUCUGUCAUAUACAUUCCUCACGGAUUUGUCUCCUGUAUUUGAGGCCUGUCCUUACCUGAAGGUAUUGCGAUUGUCUGCAUGCAAAUAUCUUGGAGACACUGCGCUUAAUGCAUUGCAUGGAGGCAAAGUUUUACCGCAAUUGCAGGAGUUGGACAUGUCCUAUGGAAGUCUGGGCCGUGCUGCUAUUGAAGGAGUCUUAGCAUUGUGUCCCCACCUAACGCAAGUCAGUUUGAACGGUUGUCUUCAUGUAACGGAUCAAUUGUGGAGCCGGCUCGCUACCCCUCCCUUCCCCAUUGAACUCAUGGCUUCAGAAGAUACAGGAAUGGAGGAUGUUAGCUCCUCUGAUGUUGUGGAAUUUGAGCGAAGUCAAAUGGAUUCUAAUCCUCAUCACUUCGACAUCCUCUGUGAAGACGUACAAGAGGUUACGUCCCACAAAAAGGAGAUGAUGGAGGAAGAUUGGCAAAUUGUAGCUACUCAAGAUCAUCAAGCACGAGAUUGCAAUCUGACUGUCAAUCCAAUAUCUAGCUCAGCUCUAGUAGGGUUUUAUGGGCCAGAAAAUGAAUAUUCGGCCGUUGAGAAUCAGUGGGUCUCUGAAUAUGGUGGUUCUUUUCCGCAGACCUUAGCGCUGAUGACUGGACCAGCUCGUUUACUCCAGACUUUAAACUGUGUUGGCUGCCCUAAUAUUCAGACUGUAGUUAUCCAGCAGGAUGUCGCAUGCCUUCAUCUCACCACACUGAACCUCUCACUUUCCGGUAACAUUCGGGAGGUUCGCCUCGGUUGUAAGAACCUGACAACCCUUAAUUUGAGUCAAUGUUCAGCACUUGUGGUACUCCAGCUCAACUGCCCUCGUCUUAUUACGCUUUCUCUCCAGUCCUGUGGAAUUGCAGCAGAGAUGCUUGAGGAUGCUCUCCGGGGUUGCAGUUUACUGGAGACCCUUGAUGUUCGGCACUGUACGAAGGUGUCUGCGAGCGUCCUGGCUCGCAUACGGUGUAUCUGCCCAGGGCUUAAACGGUUGUACAGCACUUCAUCUGCAUGACAGAAGCCUCAAGGGUUCCCCUGUAAGAUCAAUGAGAUCACAUCCAUUGUAAUUUAGCCAACUUGCACCCUCUGAAAAAUACCCAAGGGUUUCGCAUGACGUUCUUUAACUAUACAUUGGAGUUUUUUUUUGUGUUGAAUAUUGUCCAUCGGAAAUUGUUGAAAUCCGAAGAUUACUCAGUCCUGUAUUUUGUGCUAUCUGGUCUUGACAAUGCAACCAGUUAUUUUAUUCAGUUGCCUUGUCGCUCCAGUGGUUGGUGGGUUAGAUGAGGGGAUUUUAUGAUUGUUCUCACGGUUACUACUAUCAGUAGUCUAAUUGGCAUUCGUGUAUUUCUAUUUGUCAAAUCAUACCACUAGAUUCUUCUUCAACUCUUCUGAGACCUGAAGCCCUACAGUUGAGAAGCCUACCUCAAGUGGAAUCUAAUAGCCGUACAGGGAUUAGAUUAUUCUGUUUUUUUCUUUUUUCUUUUUUCUUUUGUACCUCCUUGCAAAUAUGGGAAGAGGUGAAGCGAUUUGAUUAUUCUGGA
Messenger RNA from Physcomitrium patens, 6079 nucleotides. The record is from RefSeq and is a predicted model, not a curated record. NCBI's taxonomy places the organism in Eukaryota, Viridiplantae, Streptophyta, Bryopsida, Funariales, Funariaceae.